Molecule: messenger RNA, 984 nt
Organism: Pseudocercospora fijiensis CIRAD86
Lineage: Eukaryota; Fungi; Ascomycota; Dothideomycetes; Mycosphaerellales; Mycosphaerellaceae
Exons: 2
Coding region: 1-984 (327 amino acids)
Biological process (GO): positive regulation of DNA-templated transcription
Cellular component (GO): Set1C/COMPASS complex
Source: RefSeq, a predicted model, not a curated record
AUGUGUCCGAGCUGUACCACGGCUGGCAUUGGCAGGACUACUUGGAAGAGGAUUUGCAGGCGCAGUGGCUGCCGGCAGCCUGCGCGGACGUGUAAGACCAAAGCCGGCACUUCUGGAAGCAAGUACUGUUCUGAAGAGUGCGGUGUUUUGUACUUUCGAGAGAUGGUUGCGCGGACAAGAGGAACCGAGGAGAAAGAGGACGAUAUUGGUGCCAGAGGCGGAGCACUUGCAGCUGGAGAAGUGAAGGCUCUAAUUGAUGCUGCUAGGAAUGCCGAAGAAUUCAAGAAGCUGGGCAAUGGCGUAUUGAGCCCUCCAACUACACCUGACGGGAAGAGAGCGGACGAGUUCACUGAGGCUGAGGCAGAAUCACUUCAUCGCAUUUCAGCUCGCAAAGACGUCGCCAGAAGUCGACAUGCACUCUUGAAAGAUCGCCUGACCUUUGUCACCAUGGUGAAGCAAGCUGCCACUAGGAUAGCAGCUGAGAAGGAGUUGAAACCAAAGGACUACUGCGGGUACGAUCCGCGUCUUGAGUGGACGGAGGAACGCUUCGAACAGUUUCGUAACAGUAAGAUUGGACAGCAAGCUUUCGAGCUGCAGACUCUUGCGACCGAGAAGAACGGCGUUAAGGACGACGGAAUCGACGAGGAUGAAGAGAUGCCUACAAUUUGCGAUAAGAAGAAGUGCGCACGUCACCUUGACUGGGCGAAGUUGGCUGUUGAUGAUUUGCGAUUCGAGAUGGCCGACAACGGAGACAAGAUGCGCGGUCUUGAUAAAGAAGAGAAAGAAUUGCGAGAACGCGCAGCCCUUCGUGCCAAAGCGGGAACCUUCAAUGGUGAAGGCACAGUAGAGGUCCACGGGUUGGGUGUUUCUACGGAACCUGCUGUGGGGGGCUCAAGCAUGGAUGUCGACGAAGCUGCGCCAGCGACAAACGGCCACGCUGACACAACGAAGCAGCCCGAGCCGAUGGCCGUUGACACAGCCUGA